Molecule: messenger RNA, 2211 nt
Organism: Aspergillus chevalieri
Lineage: Eukaryota; Fungi; Ascomycota; Eurotiomycetes; Eurotiales; Aspergillaceae
Product: putative C6 transcription factor
Exons: 4
Coding region: 1-2211 (736 amino acids)
Biological process (GO): DNA-templated transcription; positive regulation of transcription by RNA polymerase II
Molecular function (GO): sequence-specific DNA binding; zinc ion binding; DNA-binding transcription factor activity, RNA polymerase II-specific
Source: RefSeq, a predicted model, not a curated record
AUGGAUAUCCACGCGAUAUCAACACAUGAGCCAUCCCUAUCGCCAUCCAGAGACUACAAUCCCCGGAAGCGAGGUAGGACGGCUUGCACGCGGUGCAAGUUGAGAAAGCAGAAAUGUGACAAUGAAUACCCGGUUUGCUCUAAUUGCCAGAAAGCGGGCACGUCGUGUGACAAAUCUACUGUGCGGCAAGAAAAUGGACAGCAGAACGAGUACAUCCGCUCUUUGGAAGACCGUAUUGCAUUUCUCCAAUCUGAGCUGGAGGCUAGACCAGCAAGAAGUGACCCUGGCAGCAAUGUCGCUCAAUCCACCCCAACUACUUUCCAGUCCUCCGAAAACCAAAAUACGGCCCAGAGACCAUCAACAACUGGCAUCGACAAUAAUGCUGUUGGAGAGCUUGUCGGGUUUCUCGCAUUGAACUCGGAGGCUCCGGCCUAUAUAGGCUCUAGCUCGGGGCUUCCACUUGCUUCGAAUCUUGGAGAGAUGGUUCAGGCGACUGUGUGGAAUCAGUUUCUCAAUCCAUCGCGGACCCAACAAACUCUCGUAGGUCAUAAUUUUAGGCCGAAUUCGAGUCAUAGGACACUGGAUCCGAUCGCCCAGCCUUCAAACGCAAAUGGCCAUCUCGGACAAGGGAGGACUGAAGAGCUGCUGAAAGGCGCAGAACCUCCGAAUGAUGAAAUGGGAUACAAGGUUUUGCAGGCAUAUUUGACCAGGAUCCAUAUCCGCUAUCCCCUUCUUGACAGGGAUGAGUUGUGGCGGUUACAUGGGAACCGUUGGCGUUUGGCGAAGCUCAAGCGUGAGGAGAUCACUAGAAAUGAAAGAUUUGGUAUCUUCAAAUUAUACUUGGUGUACGCUAUUGGAGCGACAAUGAUCCAGUUGAGUGAGAAAUAUACCUAUGUGAAUCCUGAGAAAUACUACAUGACUGCUCUACAACAAGCCCCAGCCAUGUGCGAGACACGGUCAAUUGAGAAUAUUGAAGCAAUGACGUUGCUCGUGGUAUACCACCUCCGGUCUUCUUCGAGUCAAGGUAUCUGGUACAUGAUUGGACUCGCGAUGCGCAUUGCUAUAGAUCUGGGGCUCCAUCGAAAAGCAAACGAGGCUAACCUGGACCCGUUCACCGCGCAGAUGCGCCGGCGACUCUUCUGGAAUGUUUAUUACCUGGAGAGAGUCAUAUCCAUGUCUCUUGGCCGUCCUUUUAGCAUUGCGGAUAGACAUAUUGAUCUCCCCUUACCACUUGACGUGGAUGAUACGGUGCAAGACCCGGCACUGCUGACUGCUCCCCCGCCAUCCGACCGGACAACUACAUUGACCUUUGCAGUGUAUCUUAUUCAACUUCGUCGCAUAGAUUCCAGAAUCCAGCACAAGAUUUACCGUGCAGAUAAGCCACUACACACUCUACGCUCAAAAAUGGACCGGUUAUUCCUUGAAUUGCAGGAAUGGAGGGAAUCUGCACUUCUGCGCAAUUUCAGCGGCUCGGAUUUGGACUACACAACGCUUCAUUACAACCGCGCGUUACGGAUUCUAAUCCAACCAUUCUUACCAGCUCUCUCGCUUGCAGAUCCAUACUAUCAUAUCUGUCUCAAUGCCGCGGGAGACAUCUGUCAGACCCACAAAAGGCUUCACCAGACGCUUGAAUAUGGACAUUCCUUCCUGGCAGUCCAAACAGUUUUCAUGGCGGGAAUUACGCUCUUGUAUGCUCUAUGGACCCACACAAAUGAGGUCUGGUCUGUUAGGAUGAGCAAUGAUAUCCGCGCAUGCUCAACAGUCUUAUUCGUCAUGGGCGAACGAGCGGCCUGGGUGAAGAAGUACCGUGAUGCAUUCGAACUGCUCGUCAACGCUACAAUGGAGAAACUCGAAGGGAACGAGAACACCAAGGCCGCAGGAAUGGCCGAGCUGAUGACAGCCCAGCACAAUCAAUGCACAAAUACCGCUCCUGAUAGCACUGCUGGCUUUGGUAUGCCCAAGAACGAAGGCCUUGCUGCGGGUAGUAUACCGACUGCGAAUCCCAUCGGACUGGUGCCCGAGCCGGCGCUAGGAGUAUCCCAACAACAAAUGGAAAGUAACCACUACGGAGUGCGAAUGGCGCUACAUCUUGCUCCUUGGAUCGACUUGGAUGCGAACAGUCCAUUUUGGAUGCCUGACUUUGAGACACUGGAGAAUCUGUCUGGGACGCAGUGGAAUUAUGGAGAUCCGGCUCCAUUUGAUGCGCUUUGA